GGGCCGCUUCUCCGCAGAUAAUCACCAGCUUUGUUUGGAGUAAAAAGGCCCAACUUACAACUUAGCAACAGGUUUCUUAGCAACGGGCUCCAGGCGGCCACAAACGAUGCGCUGGGGGCCGCUGUCAGAAGGCCCCCAAGGCGGCUGGGGCGGGGCCUCCUUCUCCUCCCUGGCGGCUCCAGCUCCCUCCCAGCCCCCUCCUCACGGGUCCUUGCCCACCGGCCUUCCUGGGGGCACAGUUGGGGGCUCUGGUUUUCAGCAGUGCUGGCACCUCCCCUGCGGUGCCAUGCGCAAGGAUACCCCGUGUGCAGCCCCUUCUCAGGGAUGAGUGCGCAGCCCCAGAGGGCAGGGCAACCCCCGUUAGCAGAUGAGGGAAAAGAGACCCAAGAGGAAGUCCCCUGGGCAGCCCCACUAGCCAGAUUGUCCCUGUGUUAACGUGGUGCUCCUUCAGGAGGGGCGCCGUGCUCCUGGCGCUCCCACCCCGGGUGGCUCCUUCCUUCAAAGCUGAGGGACCCCGCUGCCCCAGCCUUGCAGCCCCACCCCGGCCACUCUUUGCCCCUUCCCUCCAAUGUCGGGGCCAGGCAAGCUGAAUUGACCGCACACCCUGGGCGCCCCACAGACCCCCAUCUGAUCUGAUCUCUUCCUGUGGCCUGGAGUGCCCCGCCCAGCCCCCAGAUAUCAGUGGUCACCGUGGCUCCAUCUCAGCGCUUCCACGCCAGCUUCCUGUUCCCGGCUGGUCCAGCCCUGGCUGGGCUGGGGUCCAAGGAUCAUGAUCGCAGCCCAGGAGCUGUCGGACAACCGGGUCAUCACGCUGAGCCUGGCGGGCAGGAAGCUGGACAAGAAGGACCUCUUUGGGAAGUCGGACCCGUUCCUGGAAUUCUACAAACCCGGGGACGAUGGCAAAUGGAUGCUGGUGCACAGGACUGAGGUGAUCAAGUACACACUGGACCCCGUGUGGAAGCCGUUCACCGUGCCACUGGUGUCCCUGUGUGAUGGGGACAUGGAGAAGCCCAUCCAGGUCAUGUGCUACGACUAUGACAAUGACGGGGGCCACGACUUCAUUGGCGAGUUCCAGACGUCAGUGUCCCAGAUGUGCAUGGCUCGCGACGGCGUCCCGCUGGAGCUGGAGUGCAUCAACCCCAAGAAGCAGAGGAAGAAGAAGGGCUACAAAAACUCGGGCGUCAUUGUCCUGCGUUCCUGCAAGAUACACCGAGACUAUUCCUUCCUGGACUACAUCCUGGGGGGCUGCCAGCUCAUGUUCACGGUUGGGAUAGACUUCACAGCCUCCAAUGGGAACCCCCUGGACCCCUCUUCUUUGCACUAUAUCAACCCUCUGGGCACCAACGAGUACCUGUCGGCCAUCUGGGCAGUGGGGCAGAUCAUUCAGGACUAUGACAGUGACAAGAUGUUCCCGGCUCUGGGAUUCGGAGCCCAGCUGCCCCCAGACUGGAAGGUCUCCCACGAGUUCGCCAUCAACUUCAACCCCACCAACCCCUUCUGCUCAGGCGUGGAUGGCAUCGCCCAGGCGUACUCGGCCUGCCUGCCCCACAUCCGCUUCUACGGUCCCACCAAUUUCUCCCCCAUCGUCAACCACGUGGCCAGGUUUGCAGCCCAGGCGACGCAGCAGCAGACGGCCACGCAGUACUUCAUCCUCCUCAUCAUCACGGAUGGUGUCAUCAGCGACAUGGAGGAGACCCGGCACGCCGUGGUGCAGGCGUCCAAGCUGCCCAUGUCCAUCAUCAUCGUGGGCGUGGGCAACGCUGACUUUGCCGCCAUGGAGUUCCUGGACGGGGACAGCCGCAGGCUGCGCUCCCACACGGGCGAGGAGGCAGCCCGGGACAUCGUGCAGUUCGUGCCCUUUCGGGAGUUCCGCCACGCAGCAAAAGAGACUUUGGCCAAAGCUGUGCUGGCAGAGCUGCCCCAGCAAGUUGUGCAGUAUUUCAAGCAUAAAAACCUGCCCCCCACCAACUCGGAGCCCGCCUGAGCCCAGGCCCAGCAGCAGCAUGCCCAUGCCGGCCGCCCGCCCCUCCCCAGGAACGUGCACGCUCACCCUGCUUCCUUGUGGGUGGUCUUUUUUUACGGAUCCACAUUUUUAUUUUUUACAACCGGACCUCCGCCCCCAGCUUCCCGGGCCCAGCUGGGCUUCCUCGUGGGAGUCGACAGAUGAUGCUUCCAGGCCAAACAGGCUUCCUCUCCCCUCCCCCAGCCACCCUUAAGUAUUGAAUGUACUUUGUAUAAUUUUAGUGGAAUUAUUAUUGUUAUUAAAGAGAAUAAAAUUUUUACAAUCAUAACUGGGCUUUUUCCAAGUAACUAGCUGCAGAAAGGAAUGUGUCCCUGGUGCGCACUUUGUGUCGUGGCCUGCUGUUUUUACACUGUGACUGUGUUCUGUUUGUUACGCUCAGGGUAAUAAAGGAGUUUUAGAUGUC
Messenger RNA from Ictidomys tridecemlineatus (thirteen-lined ground squirrel), 2426 nucleotides. NCBI's taxonomy places the organism in Eukaryota, Metazoa, Chordata, Mammalia, Rodentia, Sciuridae. The record is from RefSeq and is a predicted model, not a curated record.